Molecule: messenger RNA, 675 nt
Organism: Cynocephalus volans (Philippine flying lemur)
Lineage: Eukaryota; Metazoa; Chordata; Mammalia; Dermoptera; Cynocephalidae
Gene: CMTM4
Product: CKLF like MARVEL transmembrane domain containing 4
Exons: 4
Coding region: 1-627 (208 amino acids)
Cellular component (GO): membrane
Source: RefSeq, a predicted model, not a curated record
AUGCGGAGCGGCGAGGAGCUGGACGGCUUCGAGGGCGAGGCCUCGAGCACCUCCAUGAUCUCGGGCGCCAGCAGCCCGUACCAGCCCACCACCGAGCCGGUGAGCCAGCGGCGCGGGCUGGCUGGCCUGCGCUGCGACCCCGACUACCUGCGCGGCGCGCUCGGCCGCCUCAAGGUCGCCCAAGUGAUUUUGGCCUUGAUUGCGUUCAUCUGCAUAGAGACCAUCAUGGAGUGCUCCCCAUGUGAAGGCCUCUACUUCUUUGAGUUCGUAAGCUGUAGCGCCUUUGUGGUGACUGGAGUCUUGCUGAUUAUGUUCAGUCUCAACCUUCAUAUGAGGAUCCCCCAGAUCAACUGGAACCUGACAGAUUUGGUCAACACUGGACUCAGCACUUUCUUUUUCUUUAUUGCUUCAAUUGUACUGGCUGCUUUAAACCACAAGACCGGAGCAGAAAUUGCUGCUGUGAUAUUUGGCUUCUUGGCAACUGCAGCGUAUGCGGUGAACACAUUCCUGGCAGUGCAGAAAUGGAGAGUCAGCGUCCGCCAGCAGAACACCAAUGACUAUAUCCGCGCCCGCACGGAGUCCAGGGACGUGGACAGUCGCCCCGAGAUCCAGCGCCUUGACACGUGAGGACCUCGUGAGUCCUCCUCCUGCCCUUCUGCACACCCAUCCUGUCAA